AUGAGGCCUGAACUAAACACAGAGAGAUGUGGUUGGAACCCAUGGUCGGCUUGGGGCGACUGUACCAAGGACUGCGGGGGAGGCCUGCAGACCCGCAUGCGCACCUGCAAGCCCCUUCCCAACGAAGGUCUUGUCUGCGAGGGAGUCCUGGAGGAAGGACGGCUGUGCAAUAGGAAGGCAUGCAAUACCAAUGGACGCUAUAAUUCCAGAAGCCAAUCGCUGAGGUCCACAGAUAACAGAAAGCGAGAGGACACUGACGAACUGCAGCACUACGGGUACCCUGCACCUCAAAUAGGUGACCCUGCAGCGGAAGAGUGGUCCCCGUGGAGCGUGUGCUCAACCACCUGCGGGGAGGGCUGGCAGACCAGGACGAGGUUCUGUGUGUCGUCUUCCUACAGCACUCAGUGUAGUGGCCCUCUCCGGGAGCAGAGACAGUGCAACAACUCUGCCAUCUGCCCAGUACAUGGUACCUGGGAUGAGUGGUCUCCGUGGAGCUUGUGCUCUUCCACUUGUGGGAGAGGGUACAGGGAUCGGACCCGCACAUGCAAACCUCCUCAAUUUGGUGGGAACCCCUGCGAGGGCCCGGAGAAGCAAACAAAGUUCUGCAAUAUUGCACUUUGCCCAGGUAAGGCAGUUAGAGAUUCAAAGCCUUCCCUCCAGCAGGUCUCCCCAUCUCUGAAGAUGUCCACACAUGGGUCUUUGAGGGGGUCCAUAGCUGUCUCAGCUGUCUGCACUGUCCAGAAGAGGAUCCUCUUGGACGGCAACUGGAAUGAGUGGUCGAGCUGGAGCUCAUGUUCUGCCUCCUGCUCCAACGGCACCCAGCAGCGGACAAGGGAGUGCAAUGGACCAUCCUACGGGGGAGCUGAAUGCCAGGGACAUUGGGUGGAGACCAGGGACUGCUUCCUACGCCAAUGUCCAGUGGAUGGGAAGUGGCAAGCCUGGGGAGUGUGGGGAAGCUGCACCGCCACGUGUGGAGGUGGGACUCAGAGACGUGACCGUGUGUGCUACGGGCCCUUCUUUGGUGGAGACACUUGCCAAGGUCCCAAGGAAGAGUAUAAGCAGUGCAACGACAGAAAGUGUCCUGAGCCCCACGAAAUCUGUGAUGAGGAAAGCCUUGGGUCUGUGGUUUGGAAAGAGACGCCUGCUGGGGAUGCUGCAGCUGUCCGGUGUCCUCGCAAUGCCACUGGGCUGAUCCUUCGAAGAUGCAUUUUAGAUGAAGAAGGGAUAGCUUACUGGGAUCCUCCAACAUACAUCAAGUGUGUUUCUAUUGAUUACAGGAACAUACAGAUGAUGACCAGGGAACACCUUUCCAAAGCUCAGCGUGGGUUAAUGGGAGAUGGGUUGUCAGAAGUGCUCCAAAACCUUGUGGAAAUCUCCCAGGAUGGGACCAGCUACAGUGGGGACUUGCUGUCCACCAUCGACGUACUCAGGAACAUGACAGAGAUCUUCCGUAGGGCUUAUCAUAGCCCAACUUCUGGUGAUGUACAGAACUUUGUCCAGAUCAUCAGCAACCUUUUAUCAGAGGAAAACCGGGACAAAUGGGAGGAAGCUCAGCUGAUAGGGCCAAAUGCCAAGGAGCUGUUCAGGCUUGUGGAGGAUUUCAUUGAUGUCAUCGGCUUUCGCAUGAAAGAUUUCCGGGAUUCCUACCAAGUGACGGACAAUCUGGCAUGGAACUUGUUACCAGAUGAUGCUACAGAAGCCAAAAAGUACAGAUGGGUUCAUGAUGGGAUCAGGAAAAUACACAAAGGAAAGGUCCAUUGGUGGCUGUUAAAGUCGAUGUCCUCGGCAUAUAAUGCAGCAACUGACAUCACCUUCCCCAUGAAAGGCUGGAGGGGCAUGGUGGACUGGGCCAAGAAUUCAGAGGACAAGGUCACUGUUUCCAAGAGUAUCCUGUCUUCAGGGCUGACAGCAACGGAUGACUCCUCUGUCUUUGUGGUGGGGACCGUGCUGUACCGGAACGUGGGCAACAUUCUCUCCCUCCAGAGGAACAGCACUGUUGUGAACUCCAGAGUCAUCUCUGUGACUGUGAAGCCAUUUCCCCGGUCUCUCCUCACCCCCUUGGAAAUUGAAUUCUCUCACCUGCACAAUGGAACCACCAAUCAGACCUGCAUCCUGUGGGACGAAACUGAUGGGUGA
Molecule: messenger RNA, 2136 nt
Organism: Mesitornis unicolor (brown roatelo)
Lineage: Eukaryota; Metazoa; Chordata; Aves; Mesitornithiformes; Mesitornithidae
Product: brain-specific angiogenesis inhibitor 1-like
Exons: 17
Coding region: 1-2136 (711 amino acids)
Biological process (GO): negative regulation of angiogenesis
Cellular component (GO): membrane
Molecular function (GO): G protein-coupled receptor activity
Source: RefSeq, a predicted model, not a curated record